AUGCAAGGCGCGGCAAGUGGUGGGACCAAGCAGGCCGUUCGUGCGUGGCUACACGCUAUAGACAAGGGCAACGCGGAUACGUUUCCCGCCACUCUCCACAUCGACGCACCACUCGACCUGGCGGGGAACACGGCGCUGCAUGUAGCAGCGGCUGCAGGUCAUCUUGCUGGCGUGCGACGCCUUGUCUCGCUGGGCAGUGACCUCGACGCACUCAACACGCGUCAGCGAACGCCACUGCUCGUGGCCGCCGCGCAUGGUAACGCUGCAUGCGCUAUGGCAUUACUGGAGGCCGGCGCCUUGCCCGAAGCACCCCGCCACAGCCCGCUCUUUGAAGCGUGUCGGUGCGGCUUCUUGGACGUUGCGCGCGGCCUCAUCGCCGCCGGCGCCGACGUCAAUUUUAUGAAUGUCGGAGGGUAUGUGCCACUGAUGGCGCUGCCGCGGUGCCCGCCCAAGGUGGACAUUGAGCCAUUGCUGGCGUUGCUCGUGGCCUCUGGCGCCGACAUUCAUCGAUGCACCGACCCAGGUGCGGUUGGUGACUUUGCCCAGCAACCAAACCGGUACCGACUCUUUCUUCGCUACGGUGCGCGUGUAUCGGACAUGGAUCUAAAGCUGCUCGUGCACAACACUGCACUCCUUCACGUCUACCUCGAGGCCGGCGGCGACCCCGACGCUCAAACCACGCCGCGCGGUGUGACGCUUCUGGGCCUGCUUGUGCAAGCCAAUGAUUUUGCCGGUCUAUGCAUGGCGGCGCCCAUCGGCAAUGUCGGCGCGUCUCAUGGCGCCAGCUACUAUGACACUCCCCUUGGCAUUGCCAUUCUCACAAGUGCUGACCCAUCCAUCUUUCAAGUGCUCUUGGAUAGCCCCUGCUCGCAAACGGUGUACAAUGAUGCACUGCGGAGUGCGCUCAAUUUGCAUCAUACGACGGACGCAACGCUGCGCCUUUUGAUGGCCAAGGCCGACUUGGGCGCUGACGGCAUUGUACAGUACUGUCUCGAGAAACCACGACGCAUGGCUCUGCUCCUGAACGGAGGCUAUGACCCCAACAGGAGGACACCGGAAGGCUACACUGCGCUGUUUCUAGCCGUUCAGCGUGGGCAAAGCCCCGAGGUUGUCCGCCUCCUCGCGCCCCGCACAACCGACCUCCUCACCGAGCGCCACGAUGGACGCACGGCGCUGGACGUCGCGGUCGCGUUGGGUCACACGUCCAUUGUGCGCGCACUUCUCCAAGCAGGUUUUGCAUCGGUGACGACGCUGCCGACGGACACUGUGUUUGGACACCUGUGCACGAUUCGGUUUCCCGAGACGACGCUUCUUUACGAAGGCUGGCGCACCGACUCGAUCGCGUACUCUGAGCUCGAGCUGCAUUACAUGGCCUCGCUCUGCGCUGUGCUCGACGCGCCCGACUGGCGGUCACACUCACGUCUGUAUUCGCCACUGCUGCAGCAAGAAGUCGACCAUAUCCGCCACUCGAACCCACACAACUGGACCCCCAAUACGGCGCGCGGCGUGUACCACGUUGAUUGGGGCAACAACGACAUCUGUGCUGCGCUGCGAACGCAUCUCGCGCCGCUCAAAGGCGCUUGGAACGGCCCUGUCCAUACCAUCGUCGAGCCCAUGCGCGGUGGCUCGAUCGAGGGACACACGCGGUAUAGCGUCGUGCCGCACGGUGGGCGAGUGGGGCUCGCCACCGACGUCGUGCGGCACUCGACGACCGUUGACCAUCCCUUGGUGGCUGCGGUGACGUGUCCGCAUGUUCAGCUCUUGCCGACACCGGUCAUCUGGGACCCCGAGACGGGCCGCGCAACGUUCGAGAGCUACAUUGUCGAUGUCCUAUGGACUAGAACUGCAGUCUACAAUGCACUGGCAAACGCGCUCUCAGAUAUCUUGCCGUUAUUGAACCGCGCGGCGACACUCGAGGCAAGCCCAACACCAAGUCGUCUUUGCGCGCCAGCAUCCGAUGUAGCCGGCGUCCGCGUUGCGCUGCCACCGAGCUUCGAGGCGGCGGUCUUGCGUUCGUUUUCACGACGCUCGCAGCCCCUCGAGACGCACUUACAAGUGCUCUGCAGCGUCGAGAGCCUCCACGCGCCGCCGACACCGUGGGCCACGCCCUGGCGACGCGGCACGGGGGCGAUCAACGAAGCUGUGCGGUACACGGCACUGGUCUUCUACGAUCUCGUUGACGUCGAGGCACGGGUCGAGUUGCGCGAGACGUUUGAGCGCGUCAACACGUACCCUAAUCCCGAGGACGCAGACGAAGAGGUGUUUGGGCCCGAAAUUUCCGACAAGCGGACGCAAGACACGGGGUUUGUCACGGCGCGUCUCGGCCGCGUCGUCUUGAUUCCUACCAACGCGACCUACCGCCUCUCGCUCCGGCGCGUCGACGCCAAUCAAAAUGGCCAUUGCAAAAUCCUUACGUGGCAUCUUGUCGAUGCGCACCAUGGUGGCCUCUUGUCGACGGCCGAGGUGUACCCGCAGCAGCGAGCCUGGUUCCUCGAGGCCAUUCAAGGCACCCGCUUCACGGCGCUUCCGACGGACCUGCUCGAGCUCGUGCUUUUGUGUGUCGGCGCCGGCUUUGUGGACAAUGACCGCAUGGUCGAUACGUGGCACGCGACUCGCAACGACAUUGUGCGCCGCGCUAUGCAGUUUGCGUAAACGGUCUAGGGUCUCGCCGCGUCACGACGCGUCCUGUAGCACAAGUACAUUUCAACCCAAACCACAUCUGCAUGUGAAAAUCUCCAGUAUGUCCAUCAACGGCAACUUCUUUG
This is a messenger RNA of Saprolegnia diclina VS20, 2765 nucleotides long. RefSeq lists its product as hypothetical. Gene Ontology annotation, molecular function: protein binding. Gene Ontology annotation, cellular component: cytoplasm; nucleus. The coding region runs from base 1 to 2652 and encodes 883 amino acids. The transcript is spliced from 15 exons. Lineage: Eukaryota; Oomycota; Saprolegniomycetes; Saprolegniales; Saprolegniaceae. The record is from RefSeq and is a predicted model, not a curated record.